UGCAUUUUUGCAGGGAGAAGUCCAUCGAGCGAGCAGGUUGUUGUGUUGAUGCAGUUGCCCAUAUCAACAGCGGCAUAGUUUACGCUCGACCAAAAUAUCCCUCAUCAAUGAAUGAACGGUGGUCGAGUAAUACACCACAACACCGCUACUCGCACGCUGCACCCGAACACGUUUUUACAAUCUAAACUUUCAAGAUACAUUCUUCCGAUUUAGAUCGGGGAAAAAAGUGUGAAAUAUGUCGUACUUUGGGAGGCAGUCUCCGAGCAAUGGACUGCCGAGGAUUUCGUCAGCGGGCCGGCCCGUUGAUCGCGGCCUGCUGCUUCUUGACGAGGAGAUCGAGAGGUUGAGGCAUAAUCGGUCCGCACCGCCCGUGGGAGCAACACACGGCGGCUACGCUCCAUCGCCUCCACAGUCCAAGAAAUUACUGCAAGAUAUGAACGACCAAGUGAAACUGAUGAAGAACGAAUUGGAGAAGAAAGAUAAACUAAUCCAAGAGUUGUCUAGGGCUGACCUUGGAACGCCAGUCCACAGAAAGCAUGUUUCAUUUGACGAAAAGCAUGAUGCAUUUUACACACGGGACUCCAUUUUGAAAUCCUCCGUGGACUCGAGCACUUUUGCAAAGCUGCAGCUGAGGAACGAACAGCUUGUUGAAGAAUUAAGAGACACUCAGAGCAAGGUCCUUGCCCGGGAGCUCCAAAUGAAGGAACUGAAGGCGGAGAUUGACAGGCUGAAUGAAGAGAACUCCAGCCAGUCCAACUUAAUGCUGUCGCUGCGGGCGCGCAUCGGCGACCUGCAGGAAUGCUCCAGCAGCACCGAGCAGAUCAAAGCCAGGGGCCAGUACACCAUCGAGGCCCUGCAGCAAGAGGCCAAGGAACAGCAGGCCAAAGUCUUGGAGCUGGAGGCGAGGGUGCGGAUGCUGCUGGGGGAGAGGGAGGAGGCGGAGCGAGGAGCCCAGGCCUGGGAGAGGAAGUACAACGAGGUGUUCCUGAACCUGCAAGGGGUGGUCAGCAGGGAGGAGAUGACGCCUGAGAAGGUCGUCAAGAAGGUGACGGGGCUUACCCAGGAGAAUCUGACAUUGCGAGGAAAAUUGUCGUCGCUGGAAGAGAGUCUGAACAGCAGCGAGUUGGAGUCCAAGGCCAGCCGGGAGACCAUCCAGCGUCUGGUGGCUGAGAUGAACCGGGACCAGAGGAACAACAUGGACACCAGCAACACGAUGGAGAAACUCAGACUGGAGAGGGAUGCAGCACUCCAGAUCCGCAAUGAGCUGGAACGCGAGAACGCCCUGCUCAAGGGGCGUGUCGACGCCAGUCAGCAGGCCUGGAGCAGCCACCGACAGGAGCUGGACCACCACGAGAGCAGGAUGUCCACCCUGGGCAAGGAGACCAAGACCCUGCGGCACGAAGCCGAGGUGGCCAAGGCAGAGCUGAGGGGCUUCAAGGAGUCGCUGGCCCUGCUACUGUCGCGGGAGGGCAGCCGGUGCGAUGCUCGGGAGGAGGCCAUCAAGGAACGGGUCAAGCAUCUGCAGGUGGACAGCAGAGAAUACUCAACGCAUGUUGACCUGCUGGAGACCAAGAUCAAGAACCUGACCGAGCAGCUGGACAGCCAGGCCAACCUGCACCAGGCGACCAUCAAGCGGGCCAAGGAGGCACAGGAGGAUUUUGGGGAUCAGAAGGCUCGCCUCAGGCAGCUGGAGAGCAGCCUGUCUGCCGACGGGGUCCUGCUGGAGAAUCUGCGCGGGGAGAGACUGAAGUACAUGGCAUUCCUGGAGUCACUUGCCUCUGUGCUGAAACUGGACACCAUCGCCCUGGACCUGGGCUUUGACCUGAACGGGGAUGCCAUCAUGGCCCGCGCCAAGCAGCUCAUGCGCAACGAGGGCGACACUCUCGCUGACAAGACCACCCACGUCUACUCCCUGCAGCGCAAGCUCAAGGCCAACAAGGAGCAGCUGGAGAGCAAGGAUUUGCACUUGGACCUGCUGCGCAAGAAGAUCACCCAGUUGGAGGAGGCCAUGGCUGGACGCUCCUCACUUCAGAAGGAGCGGGAUGAUACCGAGAUGGGCCGACGCAAGCUGAUCAAGGAGGUUGACAGACUGAAAGGAGAGCUGAGCUUGGCCAAGAGGCUGAUCAUCGACAUGAAGGCACAGAUGCUGGACGUCAGCAAUCUGAAGUUGACGUCCAUGCAUCAGUACAACAGUAUCUCAGAGCUUGAGGAAGCCCUGCAAAAGCUGGAGAAGACCAAAGAGAAGCAGGCACGCAAGAUCGCCGGCAUGAAGCAAGAGCUGGAGUUCACAGAGCACGAGGCCAACCAGCUGCACAACCGGGCCGAGCAGUCGGUCAAAGCCCUGAGCGAGGACCUGCAGGCCACCAAGGCUCUGCUUCAGGAGGUCCAGCGGCGGGAACGGCAGCUGGUGGACUUCAGGCAGGUCAUCGCCCGCAUGCUCGGCAUGGACGUCACCACGCUGGCCGUGCCCGACUAUGAGAUCAUCUCCAGGCUGGAGAAGCUGAUACAGGCGCACCACUCCCACGCCAUCACAGCGUUCGGGCUGGACGAGAGCCUGCAGAACAUGGAGAAGGGAUUCCGGCAGGGAUACGAGGAGGCCACGACGCUGAUUGGCGGGCACUCGCGCCGUCCGCGGCCCAGGUCGGUCUCUCCGACACGACGCAGGAAGCACCACGCUGAAGUGUACUAAAUCUGGGGCUUUAAGUUUUCAACUCCUUGACUUCAUCUCAAUUUCUUGCUUUAGGUUUGGUUUGGGCAUUCCAUGCUUCUAUUUGUUUUUGUUUUUUCCAGAGGUAUGACCAGAAGCGGAGAUGAAUUUGAGGUUCAAAAUUGGGCCAAGACUACUCUGACUUUAAAGUUACUGAAAUAUAAAGUAAAUGUCAAGAAUAGCUGCCGAACAAAAAAAAAUGUUAAUGUUGUCGCUGAUGAUGUAAAUGAAUUGUUUGUGAGCCUAGACUUGUGACUUGUCAGAUACAUUUAUAGUGAUAACAUAAAUCAUCCACUUACGUGGUCUAAUUUUUUAGAUUGCACCCUUUUUAAAGUCAAUUUCAGUACAUCAAAUACAGGGUAAGUCUUUUUUUUCUUCAAAGAAAAAUUAGGUUGAAUCUAGAUUUUUUGUUGUUUUACUUCAAUCUAUUUUGUCAACUUCAUUAACCUUUGAUAGUGGUAUUUGAAAACAUUUUCAUAGUUUAAGUAGCUUAAAUAAAAAAUUAACAAAGGGAGAAUACAAUCCAGUUGGGAAAUUUGCAAGCUACUGUGUUAACGUAUACUAUAAUUCAAAUAUUUGUGUUACAGCAAAAACAACGAACUCAGUAACUCUUAAAACCAGAAGUUAGUGGAGUGUCAUGGCCGAGCGUUUAAGAGCACCGGACUCAAACUCUGGUGUUUGUAAUCAGCAGAGUGUGGGUUCGAGUCCCGGUCUUGACACUUGUGUCCUUAAGCAAGACACUUGACCAUUAUUGCUUCGUCCUUCAGAUGGAACGUAAAGCCGUAGGUCCCAUGUGUUGAAUAAUGCAGGUAAAAUAAACCAGUAACAAAAAAAAUUGCUAAGAGAAGGGGUUUGCCUGCGUUUAUCUUCAGCUAUGAAGUCUGCACUUGUAAGGAAGAAGAAGUUUGAAAACUACUGCAAUUUUUUAUUUAAAUGUACAUGUAUUCAAGUUAGAGCAUCAGACAAGAAAGGACGUACAAUCAGCGCUGGAAAAAAUACUAUUCUGUACAUUGUAAAAUACCGUUUUAUCGACUCUACAUUCCUAAGAAUUAUUUUUAAAAUCUUUUUAGAACUAGAACGUUUUCGUUUUAAAACAAUCAUGUAUAAAACUAGUCUGUAAAUUAAGCUGAAUGUGCAAAAAUAUAUUAUUAUUAAAAACUAAAAAUAUUUUUUCGUAGACAGUUAUUGUGUCUUUUGUGUACGUAGUACACCAGGUAUGAAUGUUGAAAAGAAUUUUUGACUUGUAAAAUGUGAGUGUGACAAUUGUUGGUAGCUACAAACCCCAAUAACUCAGGACUUUCUACUUUUCGCUUUAAAAAAGAAAUUAAAUCUAGUGUAUUCUAUAAAACGAGAGUUGUAUUAUAACAACGUAAAAACAACUUUUCGUUUGAAGUGGCACUCCACCAUCCGAGUUUGAAAAUCAGCCUGGCAUUUUUAACUUGUGGUUUGGUAAAAAGUUGAUCAAAACAGAUGAAGUUAUUCUUCAGAUUAAAUAGACACCCAUUUUGAUGAACAUUUAUGUGCUUAAUACUUGUACAUAAAACUGUUGGUAGGUAGCAGGACAGGUCAAUAUUAAAAUGAUGAGCCAAAAUUAUGCAGACUUAA
Molecule: messenger RNA, 4312 nt
Organism: Patiria miniata (bat star)
Lineage: Eukaryota; Metazoa; Echinodermata; Asteroidea; Valvatida; Asterinidae
Gene: ccdc170
Product: coiled-coil domain-containing protein 170-like
Exons: 10
Coding region: 236-2689 (817 amino acids)
Source: RefSeq, a predicted model, not a curated record